UCACACAUGGGCGGGACUUGGGGGACGGGAGGGGCCCCCUAAUAGAAUACAAAUAUCACACUUGGAGACAAUACAAGUCUGCAAUCUACAGACCAGGACCAUCAGAAGCCAGAAGGAGACGACUUUAUUAGGUCAAGUCAGCAGAGUUGAGACCAAGGCAAAGAAGAAAUAUCAUGAGCGUAUCUGGAGUGGCUUUACUUGUGGUGCUGCUUCUAAGUGUUGAAGCUCAGCUCUCCAACGCCCAGCACUGGUCCCAUGGUUGGUACCCUGGAGGCAAGCGGGACCUGGACUCUUUCAGCAUGUCAGAGAUGUCAGAGGAGAUGAAACUAUGCGAGGCAGGGGACUGCAGCUACGUCAGACCCCAGAGGAGGGGGCUUCUAAAAGCCAUUCUUUUGGACAUCUUAUCCAGGGAACUUCAGAAGAAAAAGUAACCUCUUUGAAGGACACAACUCCCCUCUUCAGGCUAUUUCCUUUGUAUUACUUUUUUUUCUUUGUUUUACUUUAAAUGACUUUUUGUUGAUGCUUCCAUGCGGGCUGUGACAUGUUGUUGUUAUUGUGUGUUGUUGUGUUUGAAAUACGGCCCAAAAUAAAACAAUUAUUUUGAUAUGAUUUUUUUCUCUUCAGUUUGUUGCUGCUACUUGAAAGAUUAAUAAGCAAAUCAUAUACAAACCCCGUUUCCAUAUGAGUUGGGAAAUGGUGU
Entelurus aequoreus (snake pipefish) is the source of this 700-nucleotide messenger RNA. RefSeq names its product gonadotropin-releasing hormone 2 (gene gnrh2). Gene Ontology annotation, molecular function: hormone activity. Gene Ontology annotation, cellular component: extracellular region. Bases 174 to 431 code for a protein of 85 amino acids. The transcript is spliced from 4 exons. The record is from RefSeq and is a predicted model, not a curated record. Gene Ontology annotation, biological process: multicellular organism development. NCBI's taxonomy places the organism in Eukaryota, Metazoa, Chordata, Actinopteri, Syngnathiformes, Syngnathidae.